This is a messenger RNA of Carica papaya (papaya), 1567 nucleotides long. NCBI's taxonomy places the organism in Eukaryota, Viridiplantae, Streptophyta, Magnoliopsida, Brassicales, Caricaceae. The record is from RefSeq and is a predicted model, not a curated record.
CUUUUGUUAUCAGCUGUUGCUCUCAUCGGAUACGUUUUUGAACGAGGGGCCCGGCCUAGCCCAAGUUGAUUUUUUUUGUGUGUUUCUGGGGAUUGAGACGUCCGAGUUUUGGUCUUUCUUCUCUUUCAAGUUGGCGUUUGAGAGAUUGGGGAUUCGGGACUGCUGUGUGAGGAUUAACUGAAGUGUCCAGCCGGUCUCGGUGGGAAGCAUGGCGGGUGGUGGAGGUGGAGGUGGAGGAGCUGCGCCGCCGCCGAAACAAGAGGAGCUGCAGCCACAUCCAGUCAAAGAUCAGCUGCCCAACAUUGCUUAUUGCAUUACCAGUCCCCCUCCUUGGCCUGAGGCUAUAUUACUUGGUUUUCAACAUUACUUGGUGAUGCUUGGGACCACUGUACUCAUACCCAGCUCUCUGGUUCCACAGAUGGGCGGUGGAAAUGAGGAGAAAGCAAAAGUGGUUCAGACGCUCCUGUUUGUGGCUGGAUUAAACACUUUAUUCCAGACACUCUUUGGAACUCGUCUACCUGCAGUAAUUGGAGGUUCUUACACCUACGUGCCAACGACGAUUUCUAUUAUCUUGGCUGGUCGGUACAGUGACAUUGUGAAUCCUCAGGAGAAAUUUGAGAGGAUAAUGCGUGGAAUCCAGGGUGCUCUUAUAGUUGCCUCUACACUCCAGAUUGUCGUUGGCUUUAGUGGGCUAUGGCGAAAUGUUGCAAGGUUCUUGAGUCCACUAUCUGCAGUUCCUUUGGUUGCUUUGUCCGGCUUCGGGUUGUAUGAAUUUGGUUUUCCUGUGCUUGCCAAGUGUGUGGAGAUUGGCCUGCCACAGAUCAUCCUUCUCAUAUUAUUUUCAAAGGUGAUUUCGGUUUCUAUUUGCAUUUGUGUCUCCUGUUGCAUGAUUGGUAAACAUUUCAUACCAGUAUUCUCGGUGGUAAUUGUUUGGAUUUAUGCACAUCUACUCACCGUGGGUGGUGCAUAUAAGAACUCAGGACAAACUCAAAUAAGCUGCAGAACUGAUCGUGCUGGGCUUAUUGGUGCUGCUCCAUGGAUAAGAGUUCCAUAUCCUUUUCAAUGGGGAGCUCCUUCAUUUGAUGCCGGAGAGGCUUUUGCAAUGAUGGCUGCUUCAUUUGUUGCCCUCGUGGAGUCGACUGGUGCUUUCAUUGCUGUAUCAAGGUAUGCAAGUGCAACUCCAUUGCCACCUUCUGUUCUCAGCCGUGGGAUUGGUUGGCAGGGAGUUGGCAUUCUUUUCUCUGGAAUAUUUGGAACAGGAACUGGAUCAUCUGUAUCAGUUGAGAAUGCUGGUUUGUUGGCACUGACACUUGUUGGUAGUCGAAGGGUUGUUCAAAUAUCAGCGGGCUUCAUGAUUUUCUUCUCCAUCCUUGGAAAAUUUGGGGCUGUUUUUGCUUCGAUUCCUGCUCCGAUCAUAGCAGCUUUAUAUUGUCUUUUCUUUGCGUAUGUGGGUUCAGCCGGGCUAAGUUUCCUUCAGUUCUGCAACCUAAAUAGCUUCAGAACAAAGUUUGUACUAGGUUUUUCUGUCUUCAUGGGCUUGUCAAUAGCACAAUACUUCAACGAGUAU